AGUACCAAGAUGGAAAAGAAUCGGUCAGUCUACUCUCGCAUAUUCCAUGAUAAACACGAUUGGAUUAACGCAUUUGCAGUUCAAUUAGCUGUGACCGUUACCUACUGUCUCUUUUCUGCCGGCGUCGUGUUUGGCUAUGCUGCCAUUAAGCCCGUCCUCAAGACGGAGGGUGCAUAUCAGGAAGUAUGCCGUGGCGAUGAUACUUGCAUCGAGAUCCAUUUGAACCUCAUGUUCACAGUUGCCGCUGUUGCGACCAACGUUGCAGCGUUACCAAUCGGCGCCAUCCUUGACCGCUAUGGUCCCCGUGUAUGUGGCUGCUUAGGUGCCAUGUCACUCGCCAUCGGCUCGCUGGUCAUGUCCUUUGCCCAAGAGCUGCCCUUCGACGCCUUCCUCGUGGGGUAUCUUUUUCUUGCUCUGGGUGGGCCAUUCUUAUAUAUCUCGAGCUUCCAGCUCUCCAACGCCUUCCCGAAGCACUCAGGUUUGAUUCUGGCCCUCAUCACGGGCGCCUUCGAUGCCUCGAGCGCGCUUUUCCUCGUGUAUCGUCUCGUUUUCGAGGGCUCGGGAGGUUCUUUUGGGCACCAUGAGUUCUUCCUAGCUUAUUUGGUUGUGCCUGUGGUCAUCGUCGUCCUGCAGUUCACGGUACUUCCCGCACAGUCUUACAAGACGGUCGGAGAGAUUAUCGAGGAUAUCGACCGACAGGAGAGCGAUGCGCGAAUUGCCUCAAACGAGGAGGCCGUCGAUGAUCAGAUCGACGAGGAAACAGCUCUGCUGCGCGAGGAGCGACGGGAGCAACAGCGCGAGGCCCACGAGCAGGUGGUCCAGGAGAUUGAGGAAUUGCUCGGUUCUGCGAAGGCCGAUAAGCAGGUAAAGCGGGAGGAAGCCAAAAACGAGAUCAGCGGGGUCUGGGGUAUCAUGCACAACAAUACCAUUUCCGAGCAGAUCUCAUCGGCAUGGUUCUGGCUGAUUUGCCUGUUCACCGUCGUGCAGAUGACGAGGAUCAACUAUUUCGUGGCUACCAUUCGGCCGCAAUACCAGGAGAUCUUUGAUUCUGCGGAGAAGGCUGCCGAGAUCAACACGUUCUUCGACAUCGCGCUACCGCUUGGUGGUAUCAUCUCUAUCCCCUUUAUUGGUCUUAUCCUCGACCGUUUGAGCACCGUUACUGUGCUCACGACGCUCGUGUCGGUUGCCACUACGAUCGGCGUGCUUGGCUGUUUGCCUUUCGAGUGGGCCGCGUACGCAAACAUUAUUCUGUUUGUCCUCUAUCGUCCCUUUUAUUACACGGCCGUCAGCGACUACAGCGCCAAGGUCUUCGGGUUCCGCACUUUCGGCACUGUCUACGGGACCAUUAUCUGUUUGUCGGGUCUUUUCAACUUCAGCCAGAGCGGGCUAGACUACCUAUUUCACAAGACGUUCCGUAACGAUCCUAUUCCCGUGAACCUGAUAUUGUUAACAUUGGGACUGGUGAUUGGCGUGGCGCUGGUCGGGUUCGUGUGGUGGAACGUGAGGAGAAUGAGAAGCAAGGUGUUGGCGGGAGGGUACGGAAGAAUUUGAUUCACGUCCAAGGAGUUUUGCUGCAGAUCUUGCGUUGCAUUGGGAUGUCAUAUGGAUUCUUUUGCAUGGGUCAUUUCGAUUUCAUUCUUGCAUAGCAGGGCGUGUUGCAUGUCUACGUAUCUCACUGUCUUCUACUUACCGGGUUUUGGGAGGAAAGGAGUCAAGCAGAGAUUGAUAAAUGGAAGCAGCGUAGUCUCGUGUAGUAGCCUCAAUAGCCAUGUUGUAGUUAAGUGCCUAAUGCGCAAGACUUCGUAUCCACAGCACAGCACCCGAACGCAGCUUUAAGGUUCGAGCGUGCAGCUGUCAAUGCAAGGAACAUACGACACGAGGGGAAGAACCAGGGAUUGCGCAUGCUGUUGAGAAGUAUAAGCAACGCCCAUCUAUACUCUCCAGGCCACGCGUUUAUCACGUUAUAGCUUGCAGGAGACCAACGAGCUGGGGCCGACUAGCUGGAGUAACAUUGACACUGGAC
This is a messenger RNA of Truncatella angustata, 2023 nucleotides long. Its product is annotated as major facilitator superfamily domain-containing protein. Bases 10 to 1551 code for a protein of 513 amino acids. Gene Ontology annotation, biological process: transmembrane transport. Gene Ontology annotation, cellular component: fungal-type vacuole membrane. The record is from RefSeq and is a predicted model, not a curated record. Gene Ontology annotation, molecular function: transmembrane transporter activity. NCBI's taxonomy places the organism in Eukaryota, Fungi, Ascomycota, Sordariomycetes, Amphisphaeriales, Sporocadaceae. The transcript has a single exon.